AGCGCUUCGAAGACAACUAGGAGGAGGCAAUCAAGGGCCGUAAGCCUGAUGAAUGAAGUCGUCACAAACCCCAUCGCUCGUUGGGGCACCUUCGUUCAUCUUCUUCAGAAACCACUAUUCCACCGACGCCAACGUCGCCAGCUUGUUCAGCAAGUACGUGGACAGGACCAAUGUCUGGUCUUGGAAUUCGGUCAUCGCUGAGCUGGCUCGCGGGGGCGACUCGGUCGAGGCUCUUCGAGCCUUCGCGUCAAUGCGGAAGGCCUCGCUCAGACCCAACCGCUCCACGUUCCCUUGCGCCAUCAAGUCGUGCUCCGCCUUGCUCGACCUCUUCUCCGGAAAACAGGCCCAUCAGCAGGCUUUGAAAUUUGGGUACGAGCCUGACCUUUUCGUUUCGUCGGCUCUGAUUGAUAUGUACUCGAAAUGUGGCGACUUGGGGGGUGCAAGAAAGGUGUUUGAUGUAAUUCCUCAGAAAAAUGUUGUCUCUUGGACGUCGAUGAUUGCUGGGUAUGUUCAAAAUGACGAGGGGCGCGAAGCGUUGUCUCUUUUCAAAAAGUUUUUGGUCGAGGAGAGAGAGUGUGGGAGAGAUGCGGAGGUUUUUGUCGAUUCCGUGGCCAUGACUUCUGUGCUGUCAGCUUGUUCUCAUGCUUCCAAUGAGGUAACUACCAAAGGGGUUCAUGGAUUUGUUGUCAAAAGAGGGUUUUAUGGGGUUUUGGGCGUCGGGAAUGCUUUGAUGGAUGCGUAUGCAAAGUGUGGCAAGGUGUCUACAUCGAGGAAAGUGUUUGAUGAAAUGACUGAAAGAGAUGACUUCUCCUGGAAUUCAAUGAUUGCGGUGUAUGCACAGAAUGGACAUGCGGUAGAGGCUUUGCAACUUUUCACCAAGAUGAUAAAGGAUGGCGACAGUGAUUACAAUGCUGUGACACUUUCGGCCGCCUUGUUAGCCUGUGCGUGUUCUGGGGCUCUACGUGCAGGAAAGUGCAUACAUGAUCAGGUUAUGAAGAUGGAUUUGGAGGACAAUGUGAUUGUUGGCACCUCUAUCAUUGACAUGUACUGCAAAUGUGGGAGAGUUGAAAUGGCAAGGAGGGCAUUUGAUCGCAUGAGGGACAAAAAUGUGCGGACAUGGACCGCCAUGAUUGCUGGAUAUGGAAUGCAUGGCCGUGCCAGAGAAGCUUUAGAAGUUUUCUAUGAGAUGGUUAUAACUGGAGUUAGACCUAACUAUGUGACCUUUGUGUCAGUUUUAGCUGCUUGCAGCCAUGCUGGUCUAGUUGAUGAAGGCUGGCGUUGGUUUAGUUCCAUGCUUCAUGAGUACGAGAUUGAACCUGGGAUUGAGCAUUAUGGUUGCAUUGUCGAUCUUCUUGGGCGCGCUGGAUGUGUCAGUAAAGCCUAUGAGCUAAUCAAGGGAAUGAAGGUGAAACCAGAUUUCGUUAUUUGGGGUUCUUUGCUUGGAGCUUGUAGAACUCACAAUAAUGUCGAGCUUGCGGAAAUUUCAGCUAGGAAGAUAUUUGAAUUAGACCCAGAUAACUGUGGUUACUAUGUAUUGCUUUGUAAUAUUUAUGCUGAUGCUGAAAGAUGGGAAGAUGUGGAGAGGAUGAGAACAAUAAUGAACAGCCGUGGGCUAGUCAAAACACCUGGAUAUAGUUUGGUUGAACUAAAAGGUAGGGUACACAUGUUUUUAGUUGGAGACAAGGGGCACCCUCAGCAUGAGAGGAUAUACGAGUACUUGGAGAAAAUAUAUGUGAAAUUGAAACAAGCUGGUUAUUUACCCAAUAUUACAUCAGUUGUCCACGAUGUCGAGCAUGAAGAGAAAGAAAUCAUGCUUCAAGUUCACAGUGAAAAAUUGGCUGUUGCCUUUGGGAUCAUGAAUUCAACUCCUGGUACAGUGAUUCAAGUCAUUAAGAAUCUCAGAGUUUGUACUGACUGUCAUACAGUAAUCAAAUUGAUCUCCAAGGUUUCUAAUAGGGAAAUUGUGGUAAGAGAUGCAAAAAGAUUUCACCAUUUUAGAAAUGGGCUGUGUUCAUGUGGGGACUACUGGUGAUGGGUGGGAAAUUGAGAGACAAAUGAAGAAUGGGAAACACAAGAUGCUGAGCAACUCAUUUUUCGAUGAGGAUGAUGAAAGGACAUCAGAGAAAAUUAGUCUAGGGCCACAAUCUUGGGUCAUGCAUGGUAUAUAGUAUGUGGAAUCUCGAAAAAAAGAGAGAGUUCUCGAUGCUUGGUAAGGACAGUUACUGCAAGGGCUGCUAUUGAAUGCCACAUUUUUUCCAGAAUCAAGAUGCCAUGACCUGUUUUUGUUUUAGUAUUUUGGUAUGUGAGUCAUAAGCCAAGGUGGCUAUUGCUUCUGAAGUGGAAACUGUCUUUAUUUAAGAGAAGUGAUCUACACAUGCACAGUAAUACGUGCUUACACAA
Molecule: messenger RNA, 2400 nt
Organism: Syzygium oleosum
Lineage: Eukaryota; Viridiplantae; Streptophyta; Magnoliopsida; Myrtales; Myrtaceae
Product: pentatricopeptide repeat-containing protein At3g26782, mitochondrial
Exons: 2
Coding region: 53-2032 (659 amino acids)
Biological process (GO): RNA modification
Molecular function (GO): zinc ion binding; RNA binding; protein binding
Source: RefSeq, a predicted model, not a curated record